AUGGAGCUUAUGAAACUGGGAGGACAGUAUAACAGAUACCAGCGAGUCUGCAGAAUGGAAGAACUCAACCCCUCUGUCAUCCCGUCUAACAUUUCCUCCUCUGAUGGAGAUCCACCUCUUGCCACCUGGGUCUCCAUCAGGCUGAUCCCUGCGUUGGUGCUGUCCCUCUGCUUCCUGCUCGGAGUACCUGGAAACAUCGCUGUGAUCAUCCUCAGACCAAACUGGCAGCACCUGUCCAGUCUGAGCCAGAGUUUGAUGCUGAAUUUGGCCAUAUCAGAUCUGCUCUGCCUGAUCACCCUGCCCCUGUGGAUUUACACUUUUCUGUACAGCUGGACCUUCGGCCUGGUGACCUGUAAGCUCAUUGCAUAUCAAGUUUACUGCAGUGUUUAUGGCAGCCUGCUGACGGUGACGGCGCUGAGUGUCCAGCGCUACCUACAGGUGGUAAAGCUGCAGAAGAUCUUCAGUCAGGUUGGAAGGAAGAGGAUGCUGGUCCUCCUGUGGCUGACUGCGAUGAUCCUGUCCGUCCCUGCUUUAGCGUUUCGGCAGCCGACCACCGAAGACCACUUGACCAGCUGCAUUUCUCACUACUCCUCCACGGACCAGCAGGUGGCUGUGCUGCUGACGGAGUCUCUGCCGGGGUUUGUUUCAAUAACUAUUGUAGUAUUUUCAUACAUCAGCGUGCACAGAAAAGUGAACGAGGCAGCGCUCUUCAACAACCCACAGACGACCCGUCUGGUCACAAGUAUCAUUGUGACCUUUUUUGUGCUAUGGAUGCCGUUUCACAUCACAAAUAUGCUGAUGGUUGCAGCUCUUUCACGCAACGAUGACAACAUGUUGAAGUCUUGCACGUACAGCCGGAGAAUAAGUAGAGCGCUUGUAUUUGUAAAUAGUUUCAUGAAUCCACUCCUUUAUGCAUUUGCUUCUAGAAAAAUCUCCAAUGCGUGCAAAAAAAGGGGAACUUAG
Molecule: messenger RNA, 963 nt
Organism: Pungitius pungitius (ninespine stickleback)
Lineage: Eukaryota; Metazoa; Chordata; Actinopteri; Perciformes; Gasterosteidae
Product: leukotriene B4 receptor 1-like
Exons: 2
Coding region: 1-963 (320 amino acids)
Biological process (GO): calcium-mediated signaling; G protein-coupled receptor signaling pathway; positive regulation of cytosolic calcium ion concentration
Cellular component (GO): external side of plasma membrane; membrane
Molecular function (GO): C-C chemokine binding; C-C chemokine receptor activity
Source: RefSeq, a predicted model, not a curated record